GUCCUUUAUCCAUAUUUCGAAUGCAAUACACACAAUCCAUUACACAUAAUUAGUAAUUAGUAAUAAUAUAAUUAUCUCUUUGUAUGUAUAUCAAGAGCAACUAUAAAAUCAGUGUUUUGCAGUUAUUCGCAGGUGCUUCGACGAUCCGUAAAUUUAUCGACAUAUGUGGACCUUUGUCUCACACAAUGACCGCGUUCAGCAGAACAAACCGCUCAGUAGCAAUCAAACGUGAUUGACUCUUACUUCUAGACCCAAGAAAUCAACGUAGCGUGUUAAUAAGACGACUGAACGCGGCCAAUGUUAAAAACAUUUGUCUGCAAGUUCUCUUCUCUCUCUUUGUAAAGAAGUUUAAUAUAAAAACCGUUUUAUGCGUAUAAAUAUUAGAGUAAUUAUUUGAAAAAAAAUGGGUGGUUCAUCUAGUGAAUUGGAAAAACCUGUUAACAUCAGUGAACAAACAGAAUUACCUAAUGGAUCUAUGGUCACAGAUGUGACAGUACCGCCUGCAUUCGUUACGGAGGAUCAUUUUAUUGCAAACUGGUUUUUAUGGAAGGACAAAUUUCUUGCUUAUUUAAAGAAGAUUGACAAAGCCGAAGACAAGAAACAAUUGUGGGGUAUUAUGCUUUUAAAUCGUAUGGGUCCUGUUGGCCAAGAGAUCCAUAGAACAUUUCCUUUCUACGACAAGAAUGCGCAGGAAGAUAUAAAUGUGUUAAUUAAGAAAUUUGAUAUCUAUUGCAUGUAUAGAAAUGAAAAAAGAGGCUGCAAAGACAUCAACAGAUACACAAGUGAUUUGAUAUUUAUCGCUGUUACAUGGAAUCAUGUUGAUCCCACAGGGAUUGUAAAGGAGAAAAUUAUACAAGAUAUAAGUACUCAACGUUUCACGGGAAACGCUGCGCUUCUCAUAGAAAGUAAAGGAGAAAAAUUGAUAUCAUACUUACAAUCGUUGAGUCUCAACGAAAUUAUUCUGUACUGGAAACUGUGUGAAGAUUUAAUAGCAUAAAAGCAAUCGAGGAAACUUGGAAGAACAAUGUGCGAGCAAGUUGAACGAUGGUCAAUGUAUAUACCUACAAUACAUGAAUCUUUCGUAUAAAAUAUUUUAUCUUAACAUAAACUAAUAUUAAUUGUUA
Temnothorax curvispinosus is the source of this 1124-nucleotide messenger RNA. RefSeq lists its product as uncharacterized. The transcript has 4 exons. NCBI's taxonomy places the organism in Eukaryota, Metazoa, Arthropoda, Insecta, Hymenoptera, Formicidae. The record is from RefSeq and is a predicted model, not a curated record. Bases 404 to 997 code for a protein of 197 amino acids.